Messenger RNA from Paramecium octaurelia, 1771 nucleotides. The record is from the annotation of a GenBank genome assembly. NCBI's taxonomy places the organism in Eukaryota, Ciliophora, Oligohymenophorea, Peniculida, Parameciidae.
AUGGAUUAAUAAUUAAAAAAAAAGUUAAAGAAGCAAUAGGUCCAGAAGAUUUAAUUUCAUUAAUUACACGAAUUCGCUGGGUUUUAGGUUGCAAAGGAUAUCACUGAAAUAGAGCCAGAACCUCAAAGAAGAAAACCUUAGUAAUUGACAUCAUAGCAAGUACAACAUCGACAACAAUUAUACAUGAAAUCCAAAUUUUAAUUCGUCUUACUAUCACAACCUAUCAGUAAAAAGAGACAUUCUAUAUUAUCAAAGAAGAAGUUAGGUGGGAUGAAGUGUAUUAAGUAAUUUACACGACAACUCAAGAUAUCACAUGUCCUAUUUGCAUAAGCGAUCAUGACAUCAUAAUCCCUUACAUUACACCAUGUGGCCAUAUUUAUUGUCUUCCCUGUUACCAAAGACACAAGCUUCAAUGUAAAAUCAUAAUUCUUUAAUAAAUUAGCAAAAUUUAAUUAAAAGUGCCCUCUUUGUGGAGAAUUGGCAGUUAUGAGUGAAUUGAAAUCAGUUAAAAUCAUCAAACACAAAAUCAAGAGCUCUGGAGACACUGUACUUUUAAAUCAAAUUUAAAGAUAUAAAAAUGAAACAGAAUUAUAUGUUAAUGGAAAGGAAUCAGUUGUCUAUGCAAGAACUUUAAUUGCAAAUGAAUCUUAUGUUCUGAAGAUCUUUGAGGAGGAGAUUAUAUAGCUAUAGAAGUAAAUCAUAAUAUCUAUUUCAGUUAUUUAGAGAUUUGUGAAACUGAAAUUUAAGAACCAGUUCAACAAUCUAUAUAAUUUCUCUUAGAAAGACAAGAUAAAUUGCCAAAAAGCAACCUUAACCUUAAACCUGAUAUUGCCCUCAAACCAUUUGUUCCAAAACAAAAUCAAAUAGCAUAUAAGUUUUUCUAAGACUCAAAUGGACUUCUAGGUUUUCUUCAUCCAUUAUGUCAUAAGUAUCUCAAUCUGUAAUAUGGUAAUGAUCAACUUCCAUAGUAAAUUGAAUCCUUUUUAAUAUAAAAAGAUUAAUUUACAUAGAAUAACCACACACUGGCUAGAUACAAGUAUGAGUAUAAUUAUAUCAUCAGGUUUCUUUCUCAUAUUCCAUUACAUACUGAAAUAUAUUUCUACGAGAUCGAUUUAAAAAAUAUUUUAAAUCAGGACCAUUUAAAGGAUUAUUUACUUGAAGUAGAAAAUUGUUUAAUAUUUAGAUUUAAGAUUAUAGAGAAAGAUAAAGGAAAGAAAGACAAAAAUAAGAGGAAAAAUAUAAUUAAUUAUAGGCUUAGUAAAUUUAAAAAUAAUAAUAUCCAAUUGAAAAUGGAAUUGAUUACUAUUAUUCAAAUUCAUAAAUAGAUGAAUUUUAAUUUGAUGAACAAGACUUCCCAGAGUUACCAGGUGUUAGAAAUAUAAGCUAAUAAUAAGAUGAGUUAGAAGAUAAAAGGGAAAUAGAUUAAAACUAACCUUAAUAAUAAUAAUAAUAAUAAUAAUAAUAAUAAUAAUAAUAACAAUAACAAUAAUAAUAAUAGUAAUAAUAACAACAAUAAAAUCUACAAGAUGAGAUUAAUUUUGAUUUAGAAUCUUAAUUUCCUAGUAUAAAUUAAGAAUGCUCUGUAAUUAAAGUGAAUCCAUUUUAAAAAACAUGGGGUUAGUAAUAACCAAAAGUAGAAUAAAAGGUUGAAGAUGAGCAGUUGAUUAAGAAAGAAACUAACAAUCAAGAAACAGUAAAAUUAAGCGAUUUAGACUUUCCGGUUAUUGUGAAAUAAAAAAAUAAAAAAAAGAAACAAAAUUAGAGAGAGUGA